Molecule: messenger RNA, 3557 nt
Organism: Cyprinodon variegatus (sheepshead minnow)
Lineage: Eukaryota; Metazoa; Chordata; Actinopteri; Cyprinodontiformes; Cyprinodontidae
Gene: cmtr1
Product: cap methyltransferase 1
Exons: 24
Coding region: 137-2626 (829 amino acids)
Biological process (GO): 7-methylguanosine mRNA capping
Cellular component (GO): nucleus; cytoplasm
Molecular function (GO): nucleic acid binding; protein binding; methyltransferase cap1 activity
Source: RefSeq, a predicted model, not a curated record
GUCAUCUGUUUGCGUCCGUCCAAGGAAAAAGGACGCUGAGCGGGCUAAUUCUUUAGAGAACUGCUUUUUUGGCACAUUUUUCCAUGCAAAAUAAAAACUCUUACUCGAACAUUUUGAAACAUUUUGAGACAUUGUAAUGAAGAGAAGAGCGGAUCCAACAUACUCACCUCUGCAGGGGCCAAAGAGGCAGCGCGAUGAAAGUAGCUCAGAUGAAGAGUCCCUGUCUAGACAGGACUCCAGCCAAAAUGACUCCCUCAGUGACCAGGAGGAUCACAGACCGAGCUUUUCCAUGCCGUCCAUAUCAACAUCCUCCUCCUUUGAUACCAAAGAUGAUGACAGCUCCUCUCAGACCGCCUCGAAGUUCUCUAUGUACAACAGCGUGUCACAGAAGCUCAUGGCGAAGAUGGGUUUCAGGGAAGGGGAGGGUCUGGGUAAGUUUGGCCAGGGACGCAAAGAGAUCGUGGAGGCUUCCACCCAGCGUGGAAGGAGGGGUCUGGGCCUCACGCUGCAGGGUUUCAAAGGAGAGCUGAAUGUUGACUGGCGUGAUGAACCACAGCCCAGUGCUGUUGAGAAAGUUGACUGGUUUCCAGAAUGCAUGACGGAGAUCCCGGAUGCAGAGGAGCUGAGGGACUGGUUGAUUCUGGGACCGAGAAAACUAAAGAUUGAGGAUGAAACCGAGUUUUGCACAGAAGAUCUUCUGCACACUCUUCUACGAUGCAAGACGAUCUUUGAUGACCUGGAGGGUGAGGAGAUGAGGAGAGCACGAACACGUUCCAAUCCUUACGAGACAAUCAGAGGAGGAAUCUUUCUCAACAGAGCAGCCAUGAAAAUGGCCAACAUCGAUCACUGCUUUGACUACAUGUUUACUAAUCCAAAGGAUUCUCAAGGGAAAUCGUUGGUGAAGGACCGUGAGGGCGAGCCUCUGUAUUUCGGCGACGUCUGUGCGGGGCCUGGUGGCUUCUCAGAGUAUAUUUUGUGGAGGAAACGCUGGCACGCAAAGGGCUUUGGGAUGACGCUGAGAGGGCCGUGCGAUUUCAAACUGGAGGAUUUCUAUGCCGCGCCGAGCGAGUUGUUUGAACCCUAUUACGGUGAGGGCGGAGUGGACGGGGAUGGUGACAUCACUCGGCCUGAAAAUCUUAAUGCAUUUCGUAAUUUUGUCAUGGAGAACACAGACAGAAGAGGGCUGCAUUUCCUCAUGGCAGAUGGGGGUUUCUCUGUGGAGGGUCAGGAGAACAUCCAGGAGAUCCUCACCAAACAGCUGCUGCUCUGUCAGUUCCUCACUGCCCUCUCCACUCUCAGGACAGGUGGCCAUUUUGUCUGUAAAACGUUUGACCUCUUCACUCCUUUCAGCGUGGGCUUGGUCUACCUCCUCUACCUCUGCUUUGACAGGAUCUCCCUCUUCAAACCUGUAACCAGCAGGCCUGCAAACUCUGAGAGGUACAUCGUGUGCCGCGGUCUGAAGCCAGGCUCUGAUGCGGUCAGAGAGUACAUGUUCAAAGUCAACCUCAAACUGAAUGUACUCAAGGACAGGGACACUGAUGUCACAGAAGUGGUUCCGCUGCACAUCAUAAAGGACGACACAGACUUCUUCCAGUUCAUGGUCAACUCAAACGAGAGCCUCUGUGCGGUCCAGAUCAAGGCCUUGGCUAAGAUCCACGCUUUCGUCGUAGACCCGACGCUCUCAGAGCCGAGACAAGCCGACAUCAGGAAAGAGUGCCUAAAACUUUGGGGGGUACCAGACAAAGCCAGAGUCGCUCCCUCUUCAUCCGACCCAAAAAACAAAUUCUACGAACUGAUUAAGAACGCGGAUAUGGGCGAGUUCCAGGGGAAGGUCACCCCUCUGGACUCCAACACGCUCAAUAAGCUGCGACACAUUUUUGACUACAGGUGCAUUGUGGGUGGCGGAGAGCAGAUCUUCCUGCUUGCCUUGGGGAAGUCUCAGAUAUACAUGUGGGAUGGGAAGAUGCCUCUACGCUGGAAGAAAAUGGAAAGUUUAAAGCUGGAGCUGCCAAGGGAAACGCUGCUCAAUGUGGAGAUCAUUCAGGAACUAAAAGGGGAGGGUAAAGCUCAGCGGAGAAUCAGCGCGGUCCAUAUUAUGGAUGCACUGAUUCUUAAUGGUACUGACGUCAGAGAUCAGCACUUCAACCAGCGGAUCCAGAUGGCUGAGAAGUUUGUGAAGGCGGUGGCAAAACCCAGUAGACCAGACAUGAACCCCAUCAGAGUUAAGGAAGUUUACAGACUAGAGGAAAUGGAGAAAAUCUUCGUCAGACUAGAGAUGAAGAUAACAAAGAGUUCAGGAGGAGUUCCUCGUUUGUCCUAUACCGGCAGAGAUGACAGACACUUCCUCCCCACAGGCCUCCAUAUCAUUAAAACUGUCAAUGAGCCUUGGACAAUGGCGUACAGCAAAAACUCUAAUAAGAAGUUCUUCUUUAAUAAGACCACCAAGAAAUCAACCUAUGACAUGCCUCCAAACGCGGCCGCUCCUUUUCGAGUUUGUUAUGCUGAGCGACUCUUCUGGGCCUGGGUGGAUGGAGUCAUCGUCCACGAUUCUCAGACCCGAAUAGACCCCGAGAAACUGUCCAAAGAUGAAUUUUUAACCUUUAUCCACCAGCAUCACCAGUACUGAAGAACCACUAAAGAUUCAGGAGGCGUUUAGUGAUGGAGCAUGCAAAGCCUGGCUGCGGCGUUCCAUUGAUCCUUAUUUAUUUGACAAUAAAAGGACUGUAGAUUCUUGGUUAUAAUUUCUUUUUAAUGUAGCCUCUCAACCUAUUGUCUCAAUCAUCAAACUGCUUUAAGACAAAAAUCAAGGUCCUUCUUUUGACUACUUUCAGAAAAGCUCACCUUUGUACCAAUGAUAGUAACUGGUCAAACCAGUCUGUCCUCAAUACUGUACUGAGUCAUACUGGCCUUUCACAACAAAAUAGAGACAAUGAAAAAGCUGUUGUUUUGACCAUGCCUUGCCUUUUCCUGUACAUUCAUGUUUUUCUCUUCUUGUUCAUGAUCUGCUUUGCUGUGCAUUCAUACAUCUCUUUACAAAUGACAGAGAGGUUUUAAAUAGGUGAACUAUGCAUCUGCCUACAUGGUCAAUGUAGCCGUCUGUACUAUUGGUAUAUUAUUACUCCUCUUUUGGAGAAGAAGAAGCUGGAGACUAAAACCAGCUGCACCUCCUUGCCUUUGUCUGGCUUUUAUUUUCCCUCUAGCUAAUGUAACAACCCCCUCCCCCCAUUUUUGCAACCUGAAAUUCAAAGUUUCAACUUUGGUUUUUGUGCCUAAGUCUCUGACAGCUACAAUAAAUCUUACAAACUGUUUUGUUUUUUUCUGUUAAGUGAGCUCUUUGGUUACUGGGUGUAAAUAAUCAAAUAGUAAAGGAUUAUGGUAUUGCCAUGGCUUUGUGAAAGUGAAAUAUAUUUUAGAGCUUUAAUAAAGGCUAUCUUGCAUGUACAGUGGCCCCUUUUUGAUUAAAUCUAUCAAUAGAUGUAUGUCUUGAUUUUUAGUUUCAUAACAUUAAACUGAAUAUUCUAGAAAAAUCCAACCAUUUGGGAGACCUAAUUUAUUGG